UUCCUUUCUCCUUCUCUCCCCUUCCCCCUCCCAUCGGGGAUGCGGGGGGUGGGGGGGAGGAUGCGCUUGAAGGGAAAAGGCGGGAAAAGGGGACUGAGGAGAGACUCUGAGGGGGGAUAGGGACAGGUGAGCAGGGAACUGGGGUCUCUGAGCAUCCUAAAGAUCUAUCUUCACCGAGGCAGGUGAGAAGACAGCAGAAUGAGGAGAGUGAGCUUGAGUCCACAGGAGCGCUCGGAGAACAACGUGGUCCAGUUCCUGAGGCAACCUCGGACCAUUGCUAGGAUCCUAGCUGGGCUCUUCUCGCUGAUCAUAUUUGCCUCCUUGGUGACCGACGGCUACCAGAACUUGACAACUUCAUCCCAGCUGCGCUGCGUGCUGAAUGACAAUUGGGUGGUCUGCGGCUACGCCAUCACAGCCGGGGUCCUGGCCUUCCUGCAAUCCUUCCUCUUCCUGGCCUUCGACGCUUAUGACAACAUCAUCAUUAGCCACAAGGUCAAAUCUGUCAUCUUGAGUCUGGACCUGACCUUCUCCAUCAUCUGGUCGUGCAUAUGGUUCGUUGGCUUCUGUUUCCUGGCCAAUCAAUGGAACAGGUCUGCUCACCACUACCUGCUGGGAAGCAGCUCAGCCCGCGCCAGCAUUGCCUUUGCUUUCUUCUCCAUCCCCUGCUGGGUGUACCUGGGCUACCGAGCCCUGAGGGGCCUGUGGGCUGAGACCCCCAUUCCCUACAAACAGUCCUUGGACGAAGGCGCUGUGGCCCUGACCACGAUCUCUUCUGUCACCACCACCUCCAUCCCCAACAGCAUGGAGUAUCAUAGCCCCACCGAAGGCAGAAGAGCCAGCUCCACCCCUUCCCCCAGACUCCCAUGGGAAACCGGCUCACUUUCCUGAAUGACAAUUAGAGAUCUAUUUUUUCACCCUGCAGUAAAUAAAGAGAGGCUUUUGCUUUCUCAACCAGAACCUGAGUG
Molecule: messenger RNA, 965 nt
Organism: Mauremys mutica (yellowpond turtle)
Lineage: Eukaryota; Metazoa; Chordata; Testudines; Geoemydidae
Gene: SYNGR4
Product: synaptogyrin 4
Exons: 5
Coding region: 199-888 (229 amino acids)
Cellular component (GO): synaptic vesicle membrane; neuromuscular junction
Source: RefSeq, a predicted model, not a curated record